GAUUAUUUGUAUUCCAAAUCUAUGAAAAACACAUGGCUCUGCAGCGAGUUGUAAAACCAAAGACCCAGCGAUCUAAGAGAGCUUUGGAAAAUCGGGCUCCAAAAAUACAUGAAAAUGAUAAAAAUGCUAUGAUCAUAAAAGGGGGCCAGACAUCCCAGGUUAUAAUCGACGUUCUGAAAGAUAUAUAUGCUCUGAAGAAGAUGAAUUCUGUAUUGUACAAAAAGAAAAACAUAACGAGACCUUUCGAAGACACCUCAUCAGUUGAGUUUUUCUCACAACGAUCGGAUUCAUCAUUACUUCUAUUUGGCUCACACUCAAAAAAGCGUCCUCAUAAUCUUGUAUUUGGUCGGUUCUUUGACUACCAUAUUUUGGAUAUGGCGGAAUUUGGAGUUGAAAAAUUCAAGGGCAUGAGUGAAUUCAAAAAAGAGAAAUGCUGUCUAGGAACAAAGCCUUGCCUUGUCUUUAACGGUUUGGAAUUUAGUGAAGAUCCUCAACUCUUAAGAAUUAAGAAUCUAUUUAUUGACUUUUUUAGGGGACCUGUAGUGAAAAACAUUACGCUUCAAGGUCUAGAGCAUGUACUUAGCUUUUCUUACGUAAAUGAGAAAAUUUUAUUAAGGAGUUACAAAAUUAUGUUGAAAAAGUCUGGUCAGAAAACUCCUCGUAUCGAAUUGGAUGAAAUUGGACCUUCACUUGAUCUAAGCAUUAGGAGAACCAAGCUCGCUUCUGACGAUCUAUUUAAAAAGGCUUGCAAAGUGCCUAAAGCUGCAAAGGAAAGAAAAGUCAAAAAUAAAUCGCAAGAUGUGUUCGGUAACGUUCACGGUCAAAUUCACAUGACUCCACAGGAUAUGAGUAAACUUCAAAUAAGAAAACGUAAGGCUUUGAAAAAUGAUGAAGAAUCCCCUAAACGCUCAAAGAAAUCAAUUGUUUGA
This is a messenger RNA of Dimorphilus gyrociliatus, 929 nucleotides long. The record is from the annotation of a GenBank genome assembly. NCBI's taxonomy places the organism in Eukaryota, Metazoa, Annelida, Polychaeta, Dinophilidae.